This is a messenger RNA of Phragmites australis (common reed), 577 nucleotides long. RefSeq names its product cytochrome b-c1 complex subunit 7-2, mitochondrial-like. The transcript is spliced from 3 exons. NCBI's taxonomy places the organism in Eukaryota, Viridiplantae, Streptophyta, Magnoliopsida, Poales, Poaceae. Gene Ontology annotation, biological process: mitochondrial electron transport, ubiquinol to cytochrome c. The coding region runs from base 75 to 236 and encodes 53 amino acids. The record is from RefSeq and is a predicted model, not a curated record.
UAUUCAGAACUCAUACCUCUGUUCUUCCUCGUUCCCUGCUGGUGGACGCUCGCAACCAGCGUCUUAAGCACGCCAUGGACCUCUCCAUGAAGCACCAGUACCUCCCCGACGAUGUCCAGGCGUUGCAGACACCAUUCAGAUGCUAUCUUUCUGACAUGCUCGCUCUGGUGAAAAAGCAGAGAGCAGAGCGUGAAGCAUUAGGAGCACUUGCCCUCUACCAGAGAACCAUCCCAUAAAGUGCUUACUUGAUGAUCUAACAAUGCACGCAAUAAAAAGCAGCAGAUGAUUGGCGAGAAGAAAAUGCCCACCUUCUGUUUUCCACACAAACAUUUUGGCAGAACAAUUGGACAUGGUUUAGGAUUUGUUGUAGAACAUCUGUUUGUGCUUCACUUGAUCAAAUUUCCAUUGUCCUCCCUUAGCAUAAUGGGAUGGUCAAUGAAGCCUUGUAUUUAUGAACACUGGAACAGUUCGGUGCAUUUCGCGAACUGAAAUACUCUACUGAAGUAAGCUUGGUGCUAAUGUUGUGGAGAGUGGUUUUAUGUCGUCAAUUAAUCUCAUCCUUUCAGUUGCUUUUCAA